UAACCAUAAGUUAUGAGUAAUUGUAAAACAUUACUCUUCAUGGGGAAAACUAAUAGGAAAUCUUGGCCCCUCCCCUAGAUUUCUGUCUCCUGCUAGAAACUUCUCCUAUCAUCCCCUGCUGAAUGAUAACAUAAAAGAUAAAAGGCCAUUUGGCAUGGUCCUCCAUGAACAAUCAGAAGUGAACAAGAAGUUCAGGCCUGUAAAUAACAGACACACUAGAAAACCAGCUUCCCCCCCACCCCCAUCUGUCAGGAAAAGGGGAAAAAGGGAGAACUGCCAAGCUGGCAUACAGCUACAAACUAAUUCUCUACCCAGCAUGCAUAUAUAUAUGUGUAUACAUUAAACAUUAUCUUGACAUGAUGAUAAUUUGAGACCUUGCAGUCCAUUCCUAAAAUAAGCUGUCUGAUCCAUGUGGAUGGAUCUGAUGGGUGGACACAAUUCCCUCUUCUGCUGGCAGUGUGUACUAGUAAGAGCCCAGAAAGCUAAUCUCAUUUUCUGGUUAGCUUUGAGUCCCUUGGUCAGUGUAGAUGCGAGAUCUCUCAGUACAAUCUCACGACUGCAAUGAGAAAUGGCCAGGAGACAAUUCCAUUAAGCGUGUCUCCAGCUGCCAAAUGAAGCUGCACGCCAGUUAAUGCUGAUGUACAAGGAUUUUUGGGGAGUUCUGUAAGCACUGUUCAAGCUGCUGCAGGCUGCACUACUUGGGGUUUUUCAAUGAGGCACACGCUCUCUUUGAACUUUCUAUUUCCUUGAAAUUUAAUAUUCUGUUUUCUUUCAAAGUACUUCGCUAAAAUAAUAAGGGGCUUUCCCCUAAGCUCCACCUUCAUCUUUCACAGCUCUCCAAACUACGUUUAUCGUCAGACAGAUAUUUGAAGUGACAAAGCGAACAAGAAAGCUGAGAUUUCUUCACACUCUGCCUAGACACGUCUUAGUCCUCACCGCAGCAAGGUUGGUGCACCUCUUCCCAGCCAUGUCUGUCUGCUCCCCUUCCCCCCCACCUUCUCUUCCGUCGCUCCAUGUUCCCUCACAGAGCUCUUCCAAGCCCACAUGCAGCACCAGGCGACUCUCGGGCCGCGCAGUGCCGCCGCAGGAGCCGCGGGCCCGCGGGCCCCUCGCUCAGCCGGGCUGCUACCGCCACCCCGAGCCCGCCCAGCGCCCCCGGGCACCACCCGGUGCUGGCUGCGCGGUCGUUUCGGGCUGGGAACACGAGACAGCCCUUCGAUCCCAUGAGCCGCAGAGGAGUUGGUCCUGCGAGCGUUCCAACGUUACCGGUACCGCAGCGUUGAGGAAAGCAACAGAAAGGCCAAACAAGCGCUGCCAAGGGCUCCGUGUGGCUCUUCCCUGGUGGUAUUUGUAAGCUCGUAUGAAGGAUGUUGAAGAGACUGUCUCACAUAAAGAUCUUGAAAGGCUGCAGGGACUUCUUUGCCAGUGAGAACUAAAGCAUGACUGCUAUCCAGGAAGUGAGUGGAUUUUUCCUUCCAUUUCCCUGAAAAACUUGCCAAAUUCCUGAGAAACAAAAUUUUUUUCUGAAGCUGUUGAAGCUCAUAUGAAGAGAGAAGAGGACAUUUUCUUUAGCCCUGCAAAGCUACCUGGUAUUUGAAAUGCUGAAGAGGAAAUUACGGUUUUGCUACAACUCACGCUUCAGGCUUUUCUUGGGUCUAACUCUCAUUUUAGUAAUAAUUUCAGUUUUGAAAGUUAACCAGAAGGAAGACUUCCUAAACCGGAGACAUCUGGAGCUAACAAAAGAAGAUCCUAUUAGUGAUGUUAACUGCACCAAGAUUAUUGAGGGGGAUAUAGAAGAAAUACAAAAGGUACAGCUUGAGGCAUUAUCAGUGUCAUUUAAGAAGCGCCCCAGACUAACAACAGAUGAUUAUAUUAACAUGACUGCAGACUGUGCCUCCUUCACCAAAACUAGGAAAUACAUUAUGGAACCUCUCAGUAACGAAGAAGCAGAAUUUCCAAUUGCUUACUCAAUAGUGGUUUAUCACAAAAUUGAGAUGCUUGAUAGACUUCUAAGAUCAAUCUAUGCUCCACAGAAUUUUUACUGCAUUCAUGUAGACAAAAAGUCUCCAGAAUCCUUUUUUGCUGCUGUGAAGGGAAUAGUCUCAUGUUUUGAUAAUGUCUUUAUUUCCAGCCAGUUAGAGAGUGUGGUAUAUGCUUCGUGGAGCAGAGUGCAGGCAGACAUUAACUGCAUGAAAGAUCUCCAUAGAAGAAGUUCAAACUGGAAAUACCUAAUAAACCUAUGUGGUAUGGACUUUCCUAUAAAGACCAACAAGGAAAUAGUAGAGAAAUUAAAAGCCCUUAAGGGUGAAAACAGCUUGGAAACAGAAAAAAUGCCUGUUUACAAAGAAGUAAGGUGGAAGAAACACCAUGAGAUUAUUGAUGGUAAAAUAAAGAACACAGGCAUAGACAAACAACUACCACCUCUCAGUACUCCAGUUUUUUCUGGCAGUGCCUAUUUUGUAGUUAGCAGGAGCUUUGUAGAAUAUGUACUAGAAAACAGCAAAAUACUGAAGUUCAUUGAGUGGGCGAAAGAUACUUACAGCCCAGAUGAGUACCUGUGGGCAACAAUUCAGAGAAUCCCUGAAGUCCCAGGCGCGUUUUCUUCCAGCGACAAGUACGACGUUUCUGACAUGAAUGCCCUGGCCAGGUUUGUCAAGUGGCAGUACUUUGAAGGUGAUGUGUCCAAAGGUGCGCCCUACCCACCGUGCAGUGGAGUUCACAUCCGCUCUGUGUGUGUUUUUGGAGUAGGGGACUUGAACUGGAUGCUACGGAACCACCACUUGUUUGCUAAUAAGUUUGACACUGAUGUCGACCCUUUUGCAGUGAAAUGCUUGGAAGAGUAUUUGCGACACAAAGCCCUGUAUCUGCAGAAGAACUGAGACGUGUGCUCCUGUUGGGAAACAUAAGUACAGAUACUCUACUGCUACGUACUUCAACGUGUUACAGCAGUCGUGGUGGUGCUGAUAAUGGGUAUAAUGACUCUCACCAUGUUGGUCUGGUGCUGCUCAUGCCCUGCCUCAUCCAUGGACAAGAGGGAGAAAACAUGUCUUGAGUAUGCCUUGUGGCACACUGAAGUUUGGAGCUUUAGGUAUAAAGUCAGCACGAAAGCCAACUAUUGGGAAUAUUUAUUAUCUAGAAGGUAUAAUUAAUGGACUUCAUUUGGUUAAACUGUUUUAAGGCAAAGAAAAUGCAUGUUGUUCAUGGUUAUUCUCAAAUUUUUUUUUCCAUGAAUGUAAUGAAUGCUAACUGGAAGAGAAAGAUGAAGGGGUGGGGUACAAAGCAGCUGGACUGCACUUCAUACUGAAUACUAAAAGAUCUCAGGAAUAUAACGUUAGAAGUUAUCUAAAAGCUAUGCAAAAGGGGAUAUGCAAAGCCAGCUGUUAUCAUUUUACUUAGAUCUGUUUGCUGCAGUUCUGUUACAUGUAAUUCUUAAUCCUGCUGAAAAUUUUGUCUUCAGCAUGGAGUAUUAAAGAAUUCAAAUCUUUUGUAUUCUUAAAGCACCCUGAUAUUGUGAUAUAAAGUUUAUACACUAGUUUGUAAUUACAUCUUCUCAGGGAAACUUCAGUUUUGUGCCUGAUGAGAUUUAGACUUGUAAUUUUACAUUUCUUACUGGAUGGGGAGUUUUGCUUUUGUAUCCAAAAUUGAUGAAAUUUCUCAAAACUUAAAAGAACUGCAGUAGUGUCUAAAUAUUACUGGUGGAACUGCUGGUUUCUGCUUUCUGUCAAGCUCAACUUGCAUUCCAGAUUAUUUUAACACUAAGUAUGGAAAAAAUAAAAUUAUUUUUUUAAAUGA
This is a messenger RNA of Zonotrichia albicollis (white-throated sparrow), 3792 nucleotides long. It is a transcript of the gene GCNT1, whose product is annotated as glucosaminyl (N-acetyl) transferase 1. Lineage: Eukaryota; Metazoa; Chordata; Aves; Passeriformes; Passerellidae. The record is from RefSeq and is a predicted model, not a curated record. Gene Ontology annotation, molecular function: beta-1,3-galactosyl-O-glycosyl-glycoprotein beta-1,6-N-acetylglucosaminyltransferase activity. Gene Ontology annotation, cellular component: membrane.